Molecule: messenger RNA, 1777 nt
Organism: Salvelinus fontinalis (brook trout)
Lineage: Eukaryota; Metazoa; Chordata; Actinopteri; Salmoniformes; Salmonidae
Product: protein eva-1 homolog C
Exons: 8
Coding region: 84-1376 (430 amino acids)
Molecular function (GO): carbohydrate binding
Source: RefSeq, a predicted model, not a curated record
GGGUAUCAUUGACCACUCACGGUCAGUAAACAGCCAGGCAGCAUCGCAUAGUGAUAAACCCCACUGGUGGUGUGUAAUAUAGGAUGGGAACCAUGACAGUCCCAUGGAGCUUCUGGAGGUCCUGCUGGUCUCUUUCCCUCUUCCUCAUCCUGGCUCUGAACACACACAGCGCAUGGUCCUCUCCAGAUUUCUCCGUGUACCUCCACACAAUACUAAGAAACCACACUGCUCAUGCCUGUGAUGGAGACACCCUUUCUAUCAAGUGUCCCUCCAGAACCUCUGUGUCCGUCCUGUCAGCAUUCUACGGACGCCGUGUCCCCAGCAAGAACUUAUGUCCCCCUGCAAACACAAACAUGACCGAGGACAACACUGGAUGCACUUCCUCUGUCGCUAUCCAGAAAGUGGUGUCGGAGUGUCAGGACCGGCGUUCCUGUCAUAUACCUGUCAUUAGCCCAGUGUUUGGUCAGGACCCCUGUCCCCUCACCAGCAAGUACCUCAUAGUGUCCUACAAGUGUCGCCCAGAGCACCACCGUACUAGGUUGGUGUGUGAAAACGAGAGACUGAGGCUGGUGUGUAAGAAUAACACUGUCCUGGCUAUCUACUCAGCGACAUUUGGCCACCUGCUGCACGGGAGUCCCAACUGUCCUCAGGAAACUGCACCACAGCCUGACAUGGAGUGUCUGUCACCAUCUGCCCUGAGGAAGGUGUCACGCAGGUGUCAUGGCCGAGCCAACUGCUCAGUGCUGGCUGACACACACAACUUUGGGGACCCGUGUUUUCCGGGCACCAGGAAGCACCUGAGAGUGUCCUUUACAUGUGUUCCUCGAUAUCUCUUGGAGGAUGUGGGACGGAGCGGAUCAACAUCAGACCCUUUCUUGAUCUCAGACUACACACAUGGAGGCUGGUACACUGGCCCCGGCGUCAUCAGGCCUCAAAACGUGCUUUAUACCAACUCUCUGGAAAUUUUUGACAAAAUACUGGGUCUUCCAGAGAGAGUGGCCCUCUACUUUGUCUCAGGGAUCUGCGCUGGUCUAGUCUUCCUGCUCUGUCUGUUCGGCCUGCGCUCCACCGUGGUGAGGGACGUCAAGGACUUGGCAAGAGAGCUGGGGGAUGAGCUCAAGGCCAGCCGCAGACCCCGCCGGGAAGUCAUGGAGGACCAGUAUGACGACGACACCUCUGAUGCCUCCUCCUUCCGCCGCCUCACCCAGUCUUACCGUGCGGCGGAUAUCUUCAGUCCAGUGACCAUGACGGUGGAGAUGGUGGAGAGGGAGGGAGAGGAGAAGGAGAUGCCCAAGUUCGGAGACAUCUGGCCCCACAGGGACUCCAGCCCAUACGCCAUCCAUAAGAUAAUAGGGAAUAGAAUAGAAUAUCCAUAAAAUAAAAGCCUGCAGUGCCCGAGAAUCCACAUUAGUAGAGUAGAAUAGAAUCAAAUUGAAUAGACAUAAGAUAAAGGCCAGCAGUGUCUGAAUAUCUAUAGGUAUUCUAUUGUAUUCUAUACUAUACAUAAAAUAAAAUAAAAGGCCUGCAAUGCUUGAGAAUCCACAGGAAAGCUUGUGGGAAUAGACAGCAGCAACACAUUAAUCAUAGACUGAAAAUGAAUAUUUAGUAGACAUUAUUUUCUUGUAAUUUCAUGUUAUCUAUCUUUCCUUAAUGUACGUUUUAUAUGAUAUGGUGUCCUAACCUCAUUAUAUUCAUUAUAUUCAGACAAACAUAAUAACAAGUUCAACAUGUUUUUGGUUGGUGGGUUUCAAUAAACGUAAUAACUUUUUGCCUAGAA